Molecule: messenger RNA, 852 nt
Organism: Exophiala dermatitidis NIH/UT8656
Lineage: Eukaryota; Fungi; Ascomycota; Eurotiomycetes; Chaetothyriales; Herpotrichiellaceae
Product: aldo-keto reductase
Exons: 2
Coding region: 1-852 (283 amino acids)
Molecular function (GO): oxidoreductase activity
Source: RefSeq, a predicted model, not a curated record
AUGCCCGCCGCUCUCUCGUUAUCCGACACGCUCCCCCUCCCAAACAGUUCAGUUCGGAUCCCGCGCCUCGGAUUCGGCGUAUACCGGUCCUCACCGGAGGUGUGCGUGCAAUCAUGCCUCACCGCGUUGGAAGUCGGCUACCGACACAUUGACACGGCGCAAUUCUACGGCAACGAGACCCAAGUAGGCGAGGCGGUCAAGAAGUCCGGUCUCCCGCGCUCCGAGAUCUUUGUCACCACCAAGAUCCUCUCUGCGGGCGGUAGCGUGGAGAAAUCAUACCAAAAAUGUCUGGACAGCGUGGAAAAGAUUGGUGGUUCUGGCGGUUACGUCGACUUGUUCCUGAUCCACAGUCCCAAUGCGGGCAGCAAGGCACGGAAAGAAAUGUGGCUGGCUUUGGAAAAGUUGUAUGAAGAAGGCAAGGCGAAGAGUAUUGGCGUGAGCAAUUUUGGCGUGGGGCACAUUGCGGAAAUGAAGGGGUAUGCGAAGGUUUGGCCGCCGCAUGUGAAUCAGAUUGAGCUCCAUCCUUGGUGUCAACAGCGUACCAUCACCGACUACUGCAAGAAGCACGGGAUCGUCAUCGAAGCAUACUCCCCGCUCGUGCGGAACUACAAGGCCAAUGAUCCGACGUUGGUUUCGUUGGCCCAGAAAUACAACAAGUCGACCGCCCAGAUUUUGAUCCGGUAUUGUUUGCAGAAAGACUGGGUGCCGUUGCCGAAGAGUGAUAACCCGGAUCGGAUCAGGCAGAAUGCAGAUGUCUAUGGGUUUGACAUCUCAAAGGAUGAUAUGGAUACGUUAGAUGGGCUGGAUGAAGGAGAUGCGGGCGCCAUUGUUCAGGCUGUGAGCAAUGACUAG